Molecule: messenger RNA, 834 nt
Organism: Halteromyces radiatus
Lineage: Eukaryota; Fungi; Mucoromycota; Mucoromycetes; Mucorales; Cunninghamellaceae
Exons: 5
Coding region: 1-834 (277 amino acids)
Source: RefSeq, a predicted model, not a curated record
AUGAUGCGUCGAUUGCCAACAUGGAUGUACCCAUAUCCUGAUAUCCUUCCACAACAAAGAUCUCGAACUUUACAUGCUGCUCAUUCUUAUACUCGAAAGUUUUGUGGUUGUAUGUCACUAAGAGGUGGUUGUACUGUAGCUUGUUUUAUUUGGAUAGGUCUAAACCUGUAUGGAUCCAUUCUAGCUUUUCAAGGUCAAAGUCAUCGUACAGCUUUAUUAAUACAAGGAGCUAUUUGUCUGAUAUUUGUCCUAGUGGCUCUUUUUGCUCUUUUUGCUGUAUUUGUGAACAUGCCUGGUACACUUAGUUUUGCACAUCGGUCUAUAUGGAUGGUGGUGAUUGUAUUUUUAAUUGAUUUCUUUGUCUGUCUCGUUCUUUUUGGUGUACAACAACCUCAAUUUCAAGAUUGGUGUAUUAAUAAAUCAAGAAGUGUUGUUCGUUCUGAAUUAUCAUCUGGUAAUGGUACGACAAUUCAACUUACAUUCUCCCCACAUAUACCUGGAUCUGAUCUUUAUAAUUGUACUCGAUUAUGGCAAGAUGAAGUCAAAUUCGCUGUGGUUACCUUUGUUAUGAUUGCUGUGUGUUAUGUAUAUUGGGCUACUUGUUUAUGGUCUUAUGAACAAAAAGUCUUGGUUUUGUUUAGUUCUGAAUUACAACAAGGUGCAAUCGAGGAUUCAGCAAGAAUGGCCAAUUUUAAUAGUAUGACCGGAAUGAUGAACAUGCCACCAAGUAACAAAGCACAACCUCCAUCCGUGCACUCUGACAAUGGUCAACAAACUCUAGCUCAAAUCACUACCAAUGCAUUAUCAUCUCUUUUUUCAAAAUUUAGAUCAUGA